ACCUUCUCCAGUCAGGACAUCGCCUCCACGUCGACAGCUGUGCAAGCACCGUACUCGGAUAUCACGCACCGCUUCCCCACAGUAACAACGGAAACAUGAAGGCUCUCUUGCCACUGCUGACUCUAUUCAUUGUUAUCGCUGUUGUGGCGGCUGGCUACGGAGGAUAUGGCUACGGAGGAUACGGCGGCUACGGUGGCCUUGGCGGCUACGGAGGAUAUGGUGGAUAUGGAGGCUACGGCGGCUACGGUGGAUAUGGCGGCUACGGGGGAUAUGGUGGAUACGGCGGCUACGGCGGCUACGGUGGAUAUGGCGGCUACGGUCGUGGCGGUUAUGGUGGAUACGGCGGCUAUGGUGGUUACGGAGGCUAUGGAGGUUAUGGCCAUGGUUACUACGGAUAGACAUAACUGAGGAGUGUAUUUAUUGUAAAUAAAGGUAACUAGCAAUGAC
This is a messenger RNA of Dermacentor albipictus, 447 nucleotides long. Its product is annotated as neuropeptide-like protein 29. Lineage: Eukaryota; Metazoa; Arthropoda; Arachnida; Ixodida; Ixodidae. The record is from RefSeq and is a predicted model, not a curated record.